This is a messenger RNA of Durio zibethinus, 1189 nucleotides long. Lineage: Eukaryota; Viridiplantae; Streptophyta; Magnoliopsida; Malvales; Malvaceae. The record is from RefSeq and is a predicted model, not a curated record.
CACACCCAUGUUGCCUUUUUAACUACACUUCUCUUUUCUCUAUCAUUUUUUGUCUUCUUUUAUGUCGGAAUUUGGUUUCCCUUGUUUUUUUUUUUAUCUCAUUUUGUGGGUUUUGUGAAGGUCCAGAGAAGAGAAAAUAAGUUUAGAUUUUUGGCUGGCUUUGGGUUUCGUUUUGCGUGUUUGGGAAAGAUGAUGCUGCAUUAUCUUGACCCCGCUAAGCUCCAAUCCAAGAAGAUUGUUUUUGAGGAUGUGUUUUCUGCUCGUGAUCCUGCCACGCUUGAACAUCUGAAAGAGUUGAGCUCCAGGCGUAGAGUGAUUGAGGAGUCCAUUAAUCACAGCAGCUCCAUUACUGAGGCUAUUGCAAGAGAAAUGUCUGGAGGCUUGACUUCACAUUUUCUAAGGGUAACCUCUUAAAAUUGGCUAAUUCACAUUUUAACUUUGUAUAAAACGUUUCCUUCUGCGCUUCAAUAUCUCCAUCGCUGCAACGCAUAUAUUGUUGCAGGCAGAAACUUGCUUUUGGUUGCCUCUCUGGUUAUUUUUUCUAUGAAAGAAACCACAUGAUUAGGUUUGGGCAGGUUAUUCUGAUUGUGUUUUUUUUUGGUGUGAUAUGCAUCUGGACCUCGAGAAACUGGAGCAAUACCUGCCAUUGUUGGAGAACUUGAUCUUUCAUGUUGAUUUGGUCUGCAGCAACCACCUAGUUGUUCAUUGGAUUUCAGAACUUAAGAUCCGUUGGAGUACUGCUCUUUGCUCAUCAUCUUUCUUUCACCUAAGGGGUCCAAAACUUUUUCAAAUUGAUAAUUUACGUUAUGAGCUUGGUAUGAUGCUUUACCUAUAUGCUGCAUUGCUUCGGGAGAGGGCUAUGGAAAUUCUUUCAGCGGAUUUGGUGCAAUCUGCCGCUCUUUUCAAAGAAGCAGCUGGUGUUUUUCAGCAUCUCGCUAAUGAGGGUUUAACCUCUUUAUCUGUAGAAAGGCCACCAGAGACGACUCCAUCCAUGUGCACUGUUAUGAGCCUAAUUUGCUUGACUGAGGCCCAGGUUUAGUGUUAAGGCUUUUACAUUUCAACAUGGUAGGAUAUCUAUCCCAGGUUCCUGGUGUCUUGGCCUGAAAUUUAUGCACAAAUCUUUUAAUAUGCAAGUGUUUUUGAAAGUGUUUAUUUUUAUCUGCUUCUUCCGUAAUUUCAUUGUCUCUGA